AUGUUCGCUGAGCGUCCUACCACCCUGCCGGUGCCCAUACCAUCGCGCUCUGCCAUGUCUCCCCCUAUACGGUCCAAUUCUCCCACUGCUUCCUCCCGUCCGCGAUCUCGACAUUCCUCCAAGGCCUCCCCUGCUCUGCACCUGGGAAACCUCCCUCGAUUCCACCCCGCCGUCUACCAGUCCUCGAAUCCAAACAACCAUUUCACGCAGUCUCCAUCUCCGAACCAACAGCGCCCUUCCCUGAGCUCUCGCGAGGCUCUACGUCAGUACCGGGAGCUUAUCGCCAGCAUUGCCCUGACGCCUCGCAAUCCAGCCUCCACCCCUGGUCCCCGACCCGCAAAGCCCCGUCUCGCCCCGAUUGGCAGUCCGGGCCCCGUAACACCGCUCAGCCUGGAAGAGCAGGACGACAGUUAUUUCACUGCGACGCCGCAUUCCACCGAAAGCACGUCUAGGGGUGAUCAUCCUCCUCCGCAAGAGGUGCUCGAGAGGCUCCUCGAGCGCGAGAAUGAGCGCAUCGCCUCGACAUCGGGGUCUCGAACAGAGAAGAAGGCGCGGUGA
Messenger RNA from Coccidioides posadasii C735 delta SOWgp, 558 nucleotides. RefSeq lists its product as uncharacterized. The record is from RefSeq and is a predicted model, not a curated record. NCBI's taxonomy places the organism in Eukaryota, Fungi, Ascomycota, Eurotiomycetes, Onygenales, Onygenaceae.